AUGCAUAUUCAAGAUAUUUCGCAAAAGUUUGUCCCGCCACUCGCCAAACUGUUGCAGUUCCGACCUAAUGAGGAUCCAGAGGCCCUAUCACUGCGAAUUGCUCAGGGUACGAAAUCCCUACCCUCAUCUCUCCGAUCAAGCCGACUGGAGAAUUUCCUGUUACCUGGCCGCGGCCAUCUCUGCUCGCUUCACAAGUGCCUUCAUUACGACGUCGUUCGAUUAGUACUUCGUCAUGUCCAGCUCGAAGUCGGAAUUCGCCUCAAUAAUGUCAUCUCCCACAGCGAAAUGCUAGCCCCCGAGCUGUACAGUCGUAUCAAGAGGCUACGAGAACUGCACGCCUUAUGGCUUGACCCUAGAGAGUACCGGAAGACCUUCAUGGCUUCGUCUCGGGAUCUAAAGUGGAAGUAUCAGACUGACGGGUGCGAAGCUUGCAUGCUCUCGAAGAUCACAAGCGAUCUACAGAUCCUUCUUGACAUGAGGUGGGCGUUCCGCUCACGCGCGACCCGUGCUUUCGUCGCGAAAUACGGCAAUCCUAGCCUUCAGCAAUGGGUUCAUGUUUGGAUUGCAACUUUGGCAGGAUUUGUUGAAGAGACCACCGGUACCACCAUCGAUCUCGACGCGGUCAUCCUGCACAAUGAUGAGGAAGCUAUCCUGAUGAAGAAGACGAGGGCUGAGAUCGCCGCUCUGAGACAACACACCCAUCAGUACCAGAAGAGCGGACCCGCCAAUGGAGCAUACAUGACACAGGUCCCGUACGAUUGGAGCUAUCCAAUCCAUUCUGCUCCUCACCAACCGAGCCCGCAAAAACUUCCCGUCACCCAGGAUGCGACUGGAGUUCAAGCGGAAGAAUUCAUUGGAGACACAAACGAAAGCCACCUCGAAGGUAUGGACCCUUAUGAAGCAUUAACAAGCACCCCAUAUCUCCCCAGAACAACAUACUCACCACCCACCAAGCAGCCCACUGAAUCAGUUUUGACCAUGAGCACCGUUUCCGCUGACCGUUCUUCCAAAGGCCGGAGCCCGUAUCAGCAGAGAGUCUCCGAGCGAGAAUCAGAGGUCAGUAUCCGUGUCUACUUAGACGAGCGUCUGCAGGUUGUCACUGAGGAUGAACCAGAUGCCGCGCACGAGGUGGCACAGUUGCAGCAAGAAUACGUUCACCCUCGUUCGACGUGGGAGAAGUCAACACCUCAGGAGCCGGCACUCACGUCGUCGACACUUCUGCCUCGUCCGGACGCAACUCAGGGCCCAACCCGUCCAAGUUCCGUGGUCUCAACCGAUACCUGGGAGAGAUCUACCAACUCAUCGGGAGACUCCUGGGAGUCUGAACAAUUCGUCAUGGCGGAUUGCGGUUCAAGCGUCUAUUCAUCCCCCCCGAAAACCCCCGGACUGAAUGACUACAAGUCUCCGAGUCAAAGCUGGCGCAACCUCUCAAGCGUCGCUGGGGAACGGAGCACUUCGCGACAACGACGUUUGGUGAAAGCACAGAAUCGCGAUCCCGCACAGACGUACACUAACCUUCUGCAUUCCUCGCCUUUCUCAGAGUCAACGGCCACUCUACGACAACCAAGCCAACAGCAACAGCAACAGCAACAGCGUCCGAGGCCAGUACAGGUACGUUCCCCAACCAACGAAUCUAGCUCUCGUCCAGCCUCCGCGUCCGAGCUGUUUCUAAGUUUAUACAGCGAGGACAGUCGUCCUCGAGACUCGUCCACUUUGAAAGCCACGUACCUCCGCAAUUCGUCAGUUACGCCUUCGAGAGAGGUCGAUCCCAGCGCGGAUGCCCACCAAGUCCCAUUUGAAUCCAGAUGUGGGCAAUCGGAGCGAUCUCGGCCAGCACCAGUCGCGGCGUCAACACCCUCCAAGCCAGAUACGCCAACCACGCCACGCGCACCUCCCGCACCUCCCGCGACACAAAGACCAAAGUCGGAUUCUACAGAACAGUUCCUCAAGCUCUACGAUGAAGUUGUCUCAUCGUACAUGCCGUCGUCAGGUCAAGUGGUGGGGCAACAAGCCUCAUUGACGCUCCCACAGUCGACCUCGACCUCCGUCUCUACGAUGACGAAGAAUCGGUUAGCACCUGAAAGACUCUCCCACCGGUCUCGUCCGACGCAGCAAUCCGUGGACAUCGACCGUAUCGUGCGCAAUACCGCCAGUGGCACCAUCUCGGAUGCUCGCGACGGGAGUCGAGCCAGAAGCAUUACGGCGAGGACCGCGAUUUUGACUCCAUCGCUGGUCUCAGCUUCGACUUUUCCCAGCGACUGCUCUUCGAGUCCAAUCCCGUCACAGAGGGGCCCAUCAUGCACGCAUGGUCGUUCCUCCCGUAAGCAGGGAGAGAGGGGCAAGGAUGGUAGCGGCAGUGAUGAGAGUCGUCAGACGACUUGGAGUUCGGCCUACGCGAGUCAAGUCCAGGACCGGGAGGAUCUAGGGUGGUAUUACGGUAGAGUCAAGGGGAAAGACAAGAGGUAA
Messenger RNA from Cladophialophora carrionii CBS 160.54, 2466 nucleotides. RefSeq lists its product as uncharacterized. The record is from RefSeq and is a predicted model, not a curated record. Lineage: Eukaryota; Fungi; Ascomycota; Eurotiomycetes; Chaetothyriales; Herpotrichiellaceae. The coding region runs from base 1 to 2466 and encodes 821 amino acids. The transcript has a single exon.